GUAAAAAAUUAAUUGUCAUGUUUGCAGCUCCUUGUUCAUUAUGUUCCAAGUUGCAGUUGGGACACUUUUCAUCACUAGCUAUAGGUCUAUGGUCUGUGGCCGCAUUCAGCUAUCUCAUAUUGCGCUUGAAUCCCUACUUGCCAUGUUCUCGCAGCCCGUCCCUGAUGUUUCCACAACUCCUCCCCAUGCCACUAUCAGCUCAAUCGGACACGUCGUAUACAAUCGUUCGGCCUUUCUGUCCUUACUGGUUUCAGCGGUUUGUAUCGCUUCCAUUUGCUAUUCUAGUGCCUUGGCGAAUACACUCGAUUCUCA
Messenger RNA from Suillus subaureus, 312 nucleotides. RefSeq lists its product as uncharacterized. The record is from RefSeq and is a predicted model, not a curated record. NCBI's taxonomy places the organism in Eukaryota, Fungi, Basidiomycota, Agaricomycetes, Boletales, Suillaceae. The annotation marks the transcript as partial. The transcript has a single exon.